Striga asiatica is the source of this 2332-nucleotide messenger RNA. NCBI's taxonomy places the organism in Eukaryota, Viridiplantae, Streptophyta, Magnoliopsida, Lamiales, Orobanchaceae. The record is from the annotation of a GenBank genome assembly.
CAAACAUCUGCCAAUCCUUAUUAAUUGCCCUCGUCUAUCUAACCACUGCUUCUUUGGCGGUCUCUCUCUCUUCCCUUUCUCUCGGCGUUAUCCUUUUUCUAGUUUCUAUCUUUAGACUUUUCUAUCUAAAAGAAUAAAAAGAAAAAAGCAUACACACAAAAUUUUGUAAUUGGAAGAGAACUCCCACAAGAAUCGACUUUCCCACAAACUUCAUCCAUUAUUUAGUGUUCCUUCCAUUCUUAUCUAUUACUCCUUUUUUAACUCUUUUAUUUCUUUUGUGUUUUUCCUGUUUAUUCUGUAAAUACCCUGUCAAUAUCAUUUGCUCUCAGUAGUCUGUAAUUAGAAUUUGUUCCUAGUUUCAGAAGCUAUGGCGUUGGUUGAAGCUUUCUUGGAGAUUCUGGAAAGGCCCACAAUCUGGUCAAUAGUGCUAGGGUUGAUACAGUUUUUAGGGCCUGUUUGGAUAGCGUUUUUUCUGGGUGUUGUGGUUGGUUGGGCUUGGAAACCUAGGUGGACUAGUUUAGGAAAUUGUAAAUUUGAAUUUUCAGCUCCUCCUUCGCCUUCAGCUUCAAUUUCAGCGAAUGCCCAGAAAUGCUUGGAUUUAAGCAGAAUUGGGUCUGCAAGUUUUGAUUCUUCUGUGUUGGAUAAUGGAUUGGGGAGUGAAGAUGGAAUGGUUUUGCCGGCGGAAGAAGAUGGUGCUGUUUUCAGGUCGUCUGAGUUAGGAGAAGAAGUAUUUGGGGCCUCUAGGCUCGUCACAUAUGAGGAUUUGCAACACUUAUGCCAUCUGGUUGAGAGAAAAGAUGGAGGGCUCCCUUGGAAGCAUGUGAUGGAUCGCUCAACUCAAAGUAUGAGCUAUCAAGCAUGGCAAAGGGAUUCUGAGGAUGGGCUCCCUCAGUAUUGUAGCAGAACAGUUUACGAGGAUGCGACUCCCGAAUUAUUAAGAGACUUCUUUUGGGAUGAUGAAUUCCGACUGGAGUGGGACGACAUGCUCAUAAAUGCUUCGAUUUUGGAAGAAUGCCCUAACACGGGAACUAUGGUAGUUCAUUGGACACGUAAGUUCCCAUUUUUCUGCAGUGACAGAGAAUACAUAAUAGGACGUCGAAUAUGGGAUUCGGGAAGAUCAUAUUACUGCGUGACUAAGGGAGUCCCAUGUUCUUCUGUUCCUAGGAGAGACAAACCGAGACGAGUUGAUCUCUUCUAUUCAAGUUGGUUUAUUCAAGCAGUUGAAUCGCGUAAAUCCAACACUGCAUGUGAGGUAAUUCUGUUCCACCAUGAGAACAUGGGUAUACCGCGCGAGAUCGCCAAAUUUGGGGUUCGGCAAGGAAUGUGGGGUGCCGUGAAGAACAUCGAGCGUGGCUUUAGGGCCUACCAAAAGCACCGAGCCUCUGCCCAGCCAUUAUCCCACCAUGCAUUUUUGGCGGGAAUCAACACGAAGCUCGACCCCAAGGCCAUGGAAGACGAGAGGAAAGUAAGAGUAGAAUAUGGAGAUGAUGAUGAUAAGCAAAAUCCUCACAAAGGGGUGAAUUUGCCCAAGCUGUUGAUAAUCGGAGGUUUGGAAAUAUCGGGAGGAGAGGAGUUGUGGGGCCCACUUGAGUGUGCGUUAGAUUUCUGGAAGGAAAAGGUUGUCGUGCGCUGGGCUGCUGAGGGGGAACACAAUACCAAGUACUUUCAGGGGUUUGUGAGGCAGAAGCGUGUCAGUCUCUUUUCACCUCGGAUAGGGACUUGUUUGCGCCCCUUAUUGCUUCCUUCUUCCCGACCAUCCCUUAGUGACAAUAUCCUUCUGGUCCAGAAGAUGAUUUACGUCUCCCAUGUGAAUCGGAUGCGAGUCCCGAAACUUGCGCUGAAGUUAGACAUGGCUAAGGUGUAUGGAGUGGUCGUUUCUCAUGGAGGCACUGAUCUGGAUGGGCUUCCCAGAGCGGUGUGUCAGUUUUGUGGAGGUAUGAAGCUUUGUACCGGCGAGGAAGCACGAGGACGAAUUGACUUCCAGCCGGUCGAGUGUGUUGUUUUAGGUGACAUGAUGUGCGGUUCUCCCAAUGGCCGGCUGAGGACCACCUUAAGCUCGCUCUCCUCGCCGGCAGAACGCCAAGACCUGCACGAAACUCUCACACCGGAGGGUUUUUCUGUUGAAGAGCCUCCAACGCUCAAGAAUCUAUCAGAAACCGUUAUGGGCAAGGGCCAAUUAUCUCACGCCACGUGUCCCUACGCUCAUGCGGCCAAGAUUUCCUUAGAGACUCUAACAUUCGACCAGGGACUGCCUCUUGGAUUUGUUGUUCGAGAUUUGCCACCUGGAGUUGGAUUUCAUGAUGUGGUUGGGCGGGGGCUGUUGAGGGAGUAG